Messenger RNA from Brugia malayi, 1320 nucleotides. It is a transcript of the gene Bma-gop-3, whose product is annotated as CGI-51 protein, putative. NCBI's taxonomy places the organism in Eukaryota, Metazoa, Nematoda, Chromadorea, Rhabditida, Onchocercidae. Gene Ontology annotation, cellular component: outer membrane; SAM complex. Bases 1 to 1320 code for a protein of 439 amino acids. The record is from RefSeq and is a predicted model, not a curated record. The transcript has 7 exons. Gene Ontology annotation, biological process: mitochondrial respiratory chain complex assembly; protein insertion into mitochondrial outer membrane.
AUGUCAGCACAAAAAACUAAAACUUAUCACCCAGCUGGUGUACUGUACGGCAAAUGUGAUAAUCAACCAGUUACUGUUGAAGCUGUGCAGUUUCACGGAGUUAAAAUUACUAAAAGUGAUGCACUGUUAAAAGAAAUUGGAUAUCUUUACACAGUUUCAUCACUUCCGGAAUUGAUACGAUGUUGCGACUUAGCUGCCAAACAUCUUCGAGAAGUUGGCCUUGCGGAUAAUGUCACUCCACUUAUUGAUUCAGUGGCUGGAAAGCGGGGCAAAUACAUAGUUGAUUUUAUUAUAAAGGAGCCGAAAUCAUUCACUUUAGGCGUUAAGGCUGGCAUGACUAGUCGAGGUGAAACUGAUUACUCAUUGAAUGCUGGCAAGGAAAAUUUUGGGGGACGUGGUGAAUCGGUGAAUGCAUGUUAUUCCUGUACUUUUGAAGGUAAUAGAACUUUCAAUGUUUCAAUGACAAAACCUUUUUUGGGCUGGCAAAAGUAUGCUAACGUAGGAUUCUCUUUGUAUCAAAGUUUUGGAAAUUUACCGUGGAAUCUCAGUAAUAUGAAAGAAAUUGGACUGGUACUGCAGUAUAAUGGUCAGUUAUGGAACAGAAGACUUCACCAUAAUAUGAAAUUGAAUACGAUCUGGCGAAAAUUUUGUCCAACAGAAAAGACAGCGUUUGCGGUUCGAGAGUAUGCAGGCCACACAAUGAAGUGUUCAGUGCAGAAUUCAUUGGCAUACGAUACACGAGAUCGACCAAUUCUUGCUACAAAAGGUGUUUUACUAAAAAUUGCUCAGGAAUACGCAGGUCUUCUUGGUGAUGCAGCAUUUGUCAAGCAUCAAAUUGAUAUUCAAGCAUCUACCCCAUUACUUAUGGAUAUGUUCUUGAGCGCUUCAUAUCAGUUUGCGAUUAUCAAUACAUUAGCCGUUCAUCGUUCAUUACAUUUACUGGAUCGUUUGUAUAUCGGUGGACCUCAUGAUGUUCGUGGAUUUAGCUGGAAUACGAUAGGGGGUCGAGCGGAUUGUUCAUCUUGUGUUGGAGGAGCUACUUCUGCCCUUGGGGUUUUGCAUAUCUACAGGCCUCUUUUUCCACCAGAAAUGUUGUUUGCGCACGCAUUUGUUUCCGGCGGAACUGUAGCAUCUGUUGAUUCUCAGCAUCGACUGCGUGACAUGUCAAAUGCUUUACGUGUUACUGCUGGAUUGGGGCUAACAUUUUUAAUCAAAAACUUUGUUCGCAUUGAGUUGAAUUAUGUUAUUCCGUUGAGGUAUAUGUCAGGUGAUCAGUGUGCGCCAUCUUUCCAGAUGGGUGCUGGUCUUAAUUUCUUGUAG